Messenger RNA from Condylura cristata (star-nosed mole), 1684 nucleotides. RefSeq names its product guanine nucleotide binding protein (G protein), beta polypeptide 3 (gene GNB3). The record is from RefSeq and is a predicted model, not a curated record. Gene Ontology annotation, cellular component: heterotrimeric G-protein complex; cytoplasm. Gene Ontology annotation, biological process: G protein-coupled receptor signaling pathway. Gene Ontology annotation, molecular function: protein binding; signaling receptor complex adaptor activity. The coding region runs from base 248 to 1270 and encodes 340 amino acids. The transcript is spliced from 11 exons. Lineage: Eukaryota; Metazoa; Chordata; Mammalia; Eulipotyphla; Talpidae.
CCAUCCUGUGCUUAGGAACACAACCUCGAGUGUUGACAGUGGGCCACUCCUCAUCCUCCCACCCCGGCUCACAAACUGCUUUCCGAGACGGGGCCAGACCAGGGCAGCUCCUCUGGCAGCAGAGCCGGGGCAGGUGCCAGGUGGACGUUGCAGCUGAGGCGUGAGGAGGCACCGGGAACCUGAGCUGAAAGCUGGGAGAGGUCCAGUCAGAGCCCAAGAGCCGGAGCUACCCCUCAACCUGUCGGCCAUGGGGGAGAUGGAACAGCUACGGCAGGAAGCGGAGCAGCUCAAGAAGCAGAUUGCAGAUGCCAGGAAAGCCUGUGCUGACAUUACUCUGGCAGAGUUGGUGUCUGGCCUGGAGGUCGUGGGACGGGUCCAGAUGCGGACACGGCGGACUUUAAGGGGACACCUGGCCAAGAUCUAUGCCAUGCACUGGGCAACUGACUCCAAGCUGCUGGUGAGUGCCUCGCAAGAUGGGAAGCUGAUUGUAUGGGACACCUAUACCACCAAUAAGGUGCACGCCAUCCCGCUGCGCUCCUCCUGGGUCAUGACCUGUGCCUACGCCCCGUCAGGGAACUUUGUGGCAUGUGGGGGGCUGGACAACAUGUGCUCCAUCUACAGCCUCAAAUCCCGUGAGGGCAAUGUCAAGGUCAGCCGUGAGCUCUCGGCCCACACAGGUUAUCUCUCCUGCUGUCGUUUCCUGGAUGACAACAAUAUCGUGACCAGCUCAGGGGACACCACGUGUGCCCUCUGGGAUAUAGAAACUGGGCAGCAGAAGAAUGUGUUCGUGGGACAUACAGGGGACUGCAUGAGCCUGGCCGUAUCGCCCGACUUCAGUUUCUUCAUCUCGGGGGCCUGUGAUGCCAGCGCCAAGCUCUGGGAUGUGCGGGAGGCGACUUGCCGCCAGACUUUCACUGGUCAUGAGUCAGACAUCAAUGCCAUCUGUUUCUUCCCCAGCGGAGAGGCCAUCUGCACAGGUUCGGAUGAUGCCACUUGCCGCCUGUUUGACCUGCGGGCUGACCAGGAGCUGAUCACCUAUGCCCACGAGAGCGUCAUCUGUGGCAUCACGUCCGUGGCCUUCUCCCUCAGCGGCCGCCUGCUCUUCGCAGGUUACGAUGACUUCAACUGUAAUGUGUGGGACUCCAUGAAAGGGGAGCGCGUAGGCAUCCUCUCUGGCCACGAUAACAGGGUCAGCUGCCUGGGGGUCACAGCCGAUGGGAUGGCUGUGGCCACGGGUUCCUGGGACAGCUUUCUUAAGGUCUGGAACUGAGAUGGAAGAAAAAGGCCACGGAUACUCUCCACUGCUGCCCCCCUGCCUAGUUUCUUUACGGCUCUCUUCUCUACCCCAGCCACCAGCUUUCUCCUUUCAGGGCAGUGGGGACUGUGUCUUUGGGAGCAGUACCCAGGACACGGAAGCAGAAACCUCCCAUUUCCUGCUAGGGCCUCUCCUCUCCAGGGUCCUGAUGCCUCCCUUCAUGAGCAAGGAUGAGUGACCCCUCUCACCCCUUGGUGGGUCUAAUAGGCUUACAGCUGAGGUCCCUCCCUUGUCCAGAGCCUUCACCCUUGUCCAGAGCCGGUGCUUGGCCCCAUGACUAUGGCUUGGACAUGACGGUCUUAGCCUCCUCCUCCUCCUUCAUUCUUUCUCCUUUUCUACCUUCUUUUUUCGCUUCCGAAACACCUGCAA